AGCGCCCACCUGACGGAUUCAUCGUGUGUGUGAUCCGACCAUGAUCCAGACCGCCGCUCUCCUCAUGACUGUUGUUUCAUACGUUAUUUCAGAGGACUACUGCUACACUGAGCCGCACUGUGAUCCAUAUGCGUGGGGAGACAUGUUUUCAUCCUGUCAUCCUUUACUUGAAGAGCAUCACUCCCCCAUAAAUCUGGACCACCAGUUGGCCAGAAAUGAGUCUCUGGGCUCCUUACAUCUGGAGGGCUUCAAUGAGAUCCAACCAGGCCACUGGACACUUGAAAACGACGGACACUCUGUCGUGCUUCGGGUUGGCAGUGGCAUGUCAGUGAGUGGCGGAGGUCUUCCAGAUGUUUACCACACCAUCCAGCUGCACUUUCACUGGGGAGGCCCCGCUACAAACGGCUCUGAGCACACAGUGAACGGACGCAGAUACCCAAUGGAGAUGCACAUUGUCAACAUGAAGUCUAUCCAUCCGAACUUGACAGUAGCCUUAGACGACCCAACAGGACUUGCAGUUCUUGGAUUCUUUAUUGAUGUUGUUUAUGCAGACAAUGUACACUUUGGACACAUCUCUCAGAAGCUGUCCUCUGUAGCUUACAAAGGCCAGACUACUAGAGUAAAGCCAUUUCCGCUGAUAAGCCUUCUGCCGCAGCAAAACAUGAGUCAGUAUUUCCGUUAUUACGGCAGCCUCACCACCCCUCCGUGUUCACAAGCAGUUGUAUGGACUCUGUAUCAAGUCCCAAUCUACAUUUCAUGGUCUCAACUGGCUCAGUUUACCUCACAGAUCUUCUCCACAGAAGAAGAUGCAGAGCAGGUGACACCUCUGCAGAACAACUUCAGACACAUCCAUCCAACCUUCAGUCGCAUUGUUUCCAUAUCCAAAGACGCCAAACCGCUCUCAGGGGUGGCCACCUGUAUCCACAAGUCGGUUGUGUCUCUACUUCAGAUCAUUUUGCUGGGAAGCUUCAUGUCUGGCCUCUAG
Molecule: messenger RNA, 985 nt
Organism: Cheilinus undulatus (humphead wrasse)
Lineage: Eukaryota; Metazoa; Chordata; Actinopteri; Labriformes; Labridae
Gene: car15
Product: carbonic anhydrase 15
Exons: 8
Coding region: 41-985 (314 amino acids)
Cellular component (GO): plasma membrane
Molecular function (GO): carbonate dehydratase activity; zinc ion binding
Source: RefSeq, a predicted model, not a curated record